This is a messenger RNA of Cornus florida, 1934 nucleotides long. RefSeq lists its product as uncharacterized. NCBI's taxonomy places the organism in Eukaryota, Viridiplantae, Streptophyta, Magnoliopsida, Cornales, Cornaceae. The record is from RefSeq and is a predicted model, not a curated record. The transcript has 4 exons. The coding region runs from base 311 to 1672 and encodes 453 amino acids.
GAAAUAUUUGCGGGUGGAGCUUGACGAACAUAACCAUAACCAUAACCAUAACCAUAACAUAACCAGAGAGGAGAGAGAAAGCUAGAGAGAGAAAAGGACAGCGAGGUCCGUUAGAAUAAAGAGCUUCCUCUCCUUUUCCAAGGGUUAGGGAGCAGAAGUCGUCAAUCAAAUAUGUGUUGAUUCAUCAUUUUCAUAUUCAUACUCACUUCAUUCAUUCAUUCACCCACCGAUUCAUGCCUCAUCCCUAAUUCCACCCAACCAACCAUACCUAGGGUUUCCUCUACCAUCUUACUUCCAUUUCCCAAGAGUCAUGCCAACCUAUACCGCGAUAGCUUUGGAUAGGUUAAUAGAACCAGGGGCUUCGAAAUCCAUGGAAGCAGCAAAGAAUGCUCCUGGUACGAAAAUGGAGAAGAGAAGCAAUACUUCUAAUUCGAAGCUGGAGAGGGGAAUGAGUAUUCCUGUCUUGAAGCCAGUGAGGGGAAUGAGUGUUCCGAACUCGAAGCUGGAGAGAAGAAAUACUACAUCAAUCACUACAGCUUUAGAUAAGAAACACCAUUGGGCUCAGAUAUCACCGGCACUCUAUGCCACUCCUGAGCCAACCCCACUGCCAGACUCUCCAUCUUCAUUCCCUCCAUCACCUUACAUCAUCAAUCACAAGCGGCGUGGGCCACGCCUCCUCAAGAGCUCCUCUGUGGACGAUGUUGCUACUCGCCAAGAAGCUCUGGAUGGAAAGGAUAUAACUGAGAAUUCAAAAAAUGCAGAGAAGCAGGUUGCUGAUUCGACCAAGGAUGUUACUUUUAAGGUCACCGUUCCUAGUACUAUUGAUGAGGAGCAUGUUAAUGAUGUUUAUGAUGGGGAGCAUGGAAGCAACGAUUUCUCUAAUGGUCUGCCCGAGAAAAGGGGCCCUGUGAAGACUGUAGCAUUCAAUUUGGAACGAGAAGGUGAGGUUGAGGAUUUCCUUGAUCCUCAGGAAUCAAUGAGUGUUAAGAGCACUGAAGCAGAGAGUAGUAGUGGGGUGGAACGGUCCUUGAAUCUCGCUACUCCAAUGGCAGAGUUUUAUGAUGCUUGGGAAGAAUUAUCCUCUGAGAGUGCACCGCAGCUUUCUCUGCGUGAUGUUGAAGCUGAAUUGCGUGAUAUAAGAUUGAGUUUAUUGAUGGAGAUUGAGAAGCGGAAGCAAGCAGAAGAAGACCUGAGUAAUACGCAAAGCCAGUGGCUGAGGAUUCGGGAUCAGUUAUCUCUUGUGGGCAUUACACUUCCUGCGGAUUUAACAGAGCAUGACCAACAGGAAGUUGAUCCUGCAGAAGAGGUCAGCCGCCAAGUCUAUUUUGCUCGGUUUGUGUCAAAUUCCAUUGGUAGGGGAACUGCAAAGGCUGAGGUUGAGAUGGAGAUGGAUGCUCAGAUAGAAUUAAAGAACUUUGAGAUUGCUCGGCUAUGUGACAGAUUGCAUUAUUAUGAGGCCGUGAAUAGAGAGAUGUCUCAGAGGAACCAGGAAGCAGUAGAGACGACACGACGGCUUAGGCAACGAAGGAAGAGAAGGCAGAGGUGGGUUUGGGGUUCGAUUGCUGCUACAAUUACACUUGGCACUGCUGCCUUGGCAUGGUCUUACCUUCCAACAGGAAAAGGAUCGUCUUCUACCAACCAAUCACCUGAAGGUGACCAUCCAACCGAAUGACGGGCUUCCUGUUAAAUAGCUAGCUGAAUGAAAUGUCAUAGAAGAAGAAAUAAGUGAACGAGAGGUCAAAUAUGCCAUCUUGUGAAUAUUAAAACAUCGAGCUUUCUUUUCUGGUUGCCUAUUUUCUGCCAUUGCAGGAUGUGUAUAGUUCCUGCAUAAUAAUUUUUUUGUUCUUAAAGUUGUGCCUUCAAAUGGCAAUAUAUAGUUAGGUUAUGAAUCAUAUAUUGGAUCAGUCUCUGUAUGUAAAAAUCAGGUUUCCUCA